Messenger RNA from Synchiropus splendidus (mandarinfish), 6282 nucleotides. Its product is annotated as ERC protein 2-like. Gene Ontology annotation, biological process: regulation of synaptic plasticity; neuromuscular synaptic transmission; maintenance of presynaptic active zone structure. The record is from RefSeq and is a predicted model, not a curated record. The transcript has 16 exons. Gene Ontology annotation, cellular component: cytoskeleton of presynaptic active zone. Bases 1208 to 4426 code for a protein of 1072 amino acids. NCBI's taxonomy places the organism in Eukaryota, Metazoa, Chordata, Actinopteri, Syngnathiformes, Callionymidae. Gene Ontology annotation, molecular function: structural constituent of presynaptic active zone.
AAAACCUCUUGGAGGUUCCUACAAAUCUCUAGGGUCAAUAUACAAUUGCGACGAAUCGUUUUCUGUCGGGUUUUGUCGAUGUUAUUAUGUAAGCUAACUGAUGAAGCCGUAUUCAUGUGAAACUAAUCCUCCAUGGUCGUAGUAGAGUUAUCCGGCGUCUGUCACAUGCUCUCCGGCUGUUUUAUCCGUGCACUACUUACAUGGAGCUCAGUGCAAAGAAUGUAUAUCAUGGUGUCUGGACAUCUACUUCUCAAGUUUUGCUAUUGCUAAGUUGCUGCAACAGCUGUCUGCAUCACUCGCUCACCUCUGAGAGGGUGCGCCGAAUUCAGUGCCAAGCCGCCUGUUAUUGUCGAAUUUAGUUUUAAUAAGUUUCAAAUUCCUCAGCAAAACACUCCCCAGUUAUACACCAAGUUGACUGACAAAAAAUGGCACUGCCACUUAUUUAUGAUUUAUGAUGACAAUGUCAAGGACACCCCGUAGACAUCAUUCAGUCCACAGGGUGGUUCCUCGCACACAAAUAAAAAUAGCAAGAGUCAUUGUCUUUAGCUCUGAUGGAUGGACAGCCAUGACUUUAUGACUGACAAGCAGAUUUAACCAAUCUCUUUGUUGUAUCCAGUGCGGUGACUCCCAGCGCCCAAUCCUCUUGGAUUAGAGGAGGGAUUAAGAUUCAGAUUUGCCUCUGCUUUGCAUCCCAAUCUGGUCCAAUCUGACAGAGUUUUGAAUCUGUACCCUAUCAGAUGAUAGUAGUAGCUGAGCUCCAUGUUUAUCAAAGCGUAUUCAUUUUGCCAAUUAACUAAAUUCCAGAUCAUCGCGAUUGACACCUAUUGCACAUUUAUUUAUUUAUUUUUCAGAUAAGGGGCAGAGACAAGGACCAGAAUAUCAUUUUUCUCUCUCUUGGAAUUGUAUACCCCUUUGUUUCACAAUGAAUAAUCUGUAUUGGACGGAUUGAACUUGUUGAUGUCAUAUGUUUUCAUGUCUAGAUCCCACGAUGUUUUACCUGCAAGUUGAAACUGCCACAUACUGGGUUAAUGUGUCUUGGACCACUGUCACCAAGCAAUUCUGUUCAAGUGGGACAGAGUAAUAUUCCCCAGUGAUCAUGAAGGGGCUAAGGAAAAUCUAUAAAGCCAUGACAAGGCUUUGAUUGCUGAGCAUCAUCGUCUAGAAGUCCAAAUUUCUUCGUUUUCUCUGUCAUCUUCUGCUGUAUAAAAUGCCUUUAAAUAUCAGAGCCAAGCCCACGCAGAGCAAGCUGUCUGCUGGCACUAAGAGCAGUGGGUUCCCCAGCAGCAGCUCAUCACAUUCUCGUCUUUCGAGACUGCCAAAGCACGGGAAAGCAAAACAUUCCGGAAGCUCAGUCCCAGGUUGCCGCUCAGGGUUAGAACCUGGUUCUGUGUCGGGAGGUCUGACCCGACAGGCACCUAAAGUAGACAGAGGGUCUGUCUCAAGGAUUGCCUCAAAGGCUCCUGCUGGCAACACCACAGACAAAAAGGCAGCUCUUGGCUCUGCAACUGCUCCAGGAGGUAAAACACUGUCAAUGGAAAACAUCCAGUCAAUAAGUGCUGCCUAUGCCACUUCAGGUACCAUGUACCCAUCUGAGCAGGAUGCCUUGGAACUUUCUGGUGGUUACCCCAGAGGUACCAUGACACUUGGUAGGAGCACUACUCGCUCCUCUAAAAAUGGCAGAUCAACUGUUGCAGGAAGCAGCCCAAAUAUUCACUCUUCAAUGCUGCAUCCUUCCCCGGACUCCUGUGGAGACCAGACUUUGACUUCUCCCCGGGAAUUCAAGCCUCCAGCAGCGAGAUAUCCACCACCCUUAGAUUUAACUGGACGUAGUGAGGGACCAUCAUUUGAGCUUCAGGUCCAGUUGAGGGAUCUGCAGAGGGAGAAUGACCCUUUGAGGAGGGAACUGGACGGAGGGAGGGAGGCAAGGACCGGCCAUAGCUCAAACAACGUCAACUUCUGGAGUUCAGAUAUGAAGAGAGACAAGGCUGUCCGGCGUGAGGAUGGAGUGAGGAGUUCUAUCCUGAAAGACCACCAUAGGAUGCACCAAGAAGAUGUACAGCAUCCUUUGGACAGCAGAAGAAACAAGAAUCCUUUAACUUUGCAGGAGCUUCAGGAGGAGCUGAGGGCCCAUAGAGAGAUGAAUAGUCGCUUGCAACAUCAGCGUCAAAUCGGGAAUUCUGGCUCCUGUCGAGAUGUUGGCCUGGACCAGGACUGCAGAGGCAGGCUCAGUCCUGGUCAUAGCCCCAGUCAUAUUCAAAGUUUAGGAGCAAAAAGCAGCCCUAGAAUAAGCCCAUCUAACACCUACAACCAAAAACAACAAGAAGCUGACAUCAUCAUCCACAGCCCUGGUUAUGGCGGCAGGACAACGCUGAACCCUCAUUGCGUCAGCCCAGCAAACAGCCUUCAGCCUGGCACAACAAACAGCCCAAAUCAUCCAUCGUUUAAUACCACUCACAGCCCUGUGGAGACACUGAGCUCAGGCUGGGGACGGCGCUGUAGCCCCUGCCAGGUUCCUGGCUGUGAUGGCUUCUGCUCAUCUCCUCCCUUGGAUCCAUCAGAAGACAACUACUUCAGACUGCAGUCUGAACAUGAACGCCAGGCCAAAGAGCUGAGUCUGCUGAGAAAGACCAUGGAAGAGAUGGAAGUGAGGAUUGAUUCUCAAAAGCAGACGUUAGGUUCUCGGGACGAGAGCAUCCAGAGACUUUUGGAGAUGCUGCAGGCGCAAGGUCACAGCGACGGAACAUGGGGAAGGAGUCAUCGAGCUAGCAUUGUCUCCAUGGCGACACAGGAGGCCGAGUCUCACCUGGAAAACAAUCACAUGAGAGAGGACACCAAGAUCUCUUCCCUGGAGAGAAACAUCAGAGACUUAGAGGAUGAGGUCCAGAUGUUAAAGACCAGCGGCCUGCUGCAUCCCGAUGACAGGCAAGAUGAGCUCAAACAGGUGGAGGUCUACAAGAGCCACUCUAAAUUCAUGAAGACCAAGAUCGAUCAACUGAAGCAGGAACAGAACAGGAAGGAAGCAGAAAUGCAGACUCUGCAAACCAAACUGGAAACACUCACCAAUCAGAACUCGGACUGCAAGCAACACAUCGAGGUGCUGAAGGAGUCGCUCAGUGCCAAGGAGCAACGAGCCAAUACGCUGCAGACGGAGGUUGAUGCUUUGAGGGUGCGUUUGGAGGAGAAAGAGCAGUUCCUUACUAAGAAGACCAAGCAGAUACAGGACCUGACGGAUGAGAAGAGCACACUAACAGGAGAGAUCCGGGACAUGAAGGACAUGUUGGAUGUCAAGGAGAGGAAGGUCAAUGUCCUUCAAAAGAAGAUAGAUAACUUACUGGAGCAGUUGAAGGAUAAGGACAAACAACUGGCUGGGCUUAGGGAGAGAGUCCAGGGUCUACAAACAGACUCCAGCAACACAGACACAGCCCUUGCAACGCUGGAGGAAGCCUUGUCGGAAAAGGAGCGUGUCAUCGAAAACUUGCGUGAACAGAAAGAGCGGGAAGAAAAAAUCCAGCUGGAGGAAAUGGAGAGACUCAGGAAGGAGAACCAGGAGCUGAAAGACAAAUGUUUUGUCAUCCAGCCUCCAAAACUACCGCAACCCUCAAGCCCCACGCCGACCAACCCGCGAAUGGAGAUAGAGGUUCCAGUCAAAGCGGAUGUGUUGCCACCCGUGAACCCUUUGGUUCCAAACAAAGACAUGGCAGCACUGAAAUGCACUGAUAUCACAGACCGUCUUCGGCUCCUGGAGCAGGAAGUGGCUCGUUACCGAGAGGAAUCAGGAAAGUCGCAAGCCGAGGUGGACCGGCUAAUGGCUGCGCUGAGAGACGCGGAGAAGGAAAGACACUGCAAAGAGAAGAAGAUUGUUGAUCUUGAAAGGCAAAUCAGGUCUCCCAAUAUCCAGAAGCAGAUUGACGUACAGCCACACACCUUAUCACAGUUGGAGGAGUUGAUGGGGGCCUUGGAGAAGACGCGUCAGGAGUUGGACACCACCAAAUUGCGUCUGUCUUCCACGCAACAGUCCUUGCACGAGCGAGACGGCCACCUCAACAGUCUACGACAUGAGCGACGCAAGCAGCUGGAGGAGAUCCUGGAGAUGAAACAGCAGGCUCUGCUGGCUGCCAUCAGCGAGAAAGAUGCCAACAUUGCCCUUCUGGAGUUGUCGUCGUCCAAGCGAAAGAAGGCCCAAGAUGAGGUGAUGGCUCUGAAGAGGGAGAAGGACCGGCUAAUGCACCAACUCAAACAGCAGACUCAGAGUAGAAUGAAGAUGAUCACCGAUAACUACGAGGAAGACCAUGCCCACCCACAACAUCACCAUCCUCACCACCUGCACCCAGCAAAUGUGCACCACCGCAGUCUACCAAGGGGACACCUACAUGCCAACCACCGUCCUCCACUGGACCAGGAUGACGAGGAAGGAAUAUGGGCAUGAUGGCCAUCGCCAUGGGAACCUUGCAUUGACAUCUUGCCUCCCAUAGAAACUUCCAGAUGUCAGCUUGUCUUGGGUUUGCCUCAGGGACUCCUCCCACCUGGGUAUUUCCAGAGCACUCCAAACAGGCAUCCACGUGGCAUCUAGACAAGAUACGGGGACCACCAAGGCUAGUUCUGCUUAAUCCGCAGCAACCCUGCUCACAGAAGACAGCAAUUCUUACCUAUCCCUCUGUAUGUUUAUUUCAGCUACGUGUGGCUGUUCUGUCACUCAGGACACAUACCCAUGUCAACAUUGUUAAAAUAAAAUCCUAAACAUCAUAGUUGUAUUGUAGAGUUGCACCAUUACUUCUGAUGACCUUAUUCAUUUUGUGAAACGUUCCUGAGAACUUUGACACAAUGUCAUUCCUACAGAAGAAAUGGAUGUCCACCAUUCCCAGUUAGAGGCAGGGGAAAACUCAAAGCUUCCCAUGUUCACACGAGGAUUGUCAUAGUUGGGGCUCUCGUAGAAUAGUUAUUUCAUCCCAAUGCUUUCGAGGAAGUCUUUCACUGACGGCUUGAGAGGUAAUUUUUAUGUCCAAAUCCACAUCCGGAUAUAUUAUUUUAUUUGGAAAACCGCGCAUGGUGGGAGCACUCUUUGUCAGGAUCCUUGGAAACUGAACACAAUGCAAUGUUUGUGCCUCGUAAAAACCCCACUCCAAAAUGAGUGUUUUCUAGUGUUGCCAGUGUUCCUGAAUCUUAUUCAACGUUACAUUUAUCAACAAUAUGUAGUUUUGUCUUUAUCAGCACAACCUUGCAUUUGUGGCUUAGGCCUCCCUUUUGGUAACUAUUGAACCACAGAGUAGAGGUUAGAAGAGGCGUCUGACCGAGGCCAUCCCUCAUCCAGCUGUCAGCAUCGUGAGACUGUGAGGUCAAGGGUUGUUCCACCAGGUUGAACAUGAGAGGAAAGAAGUCAAAUACUCAGCAGCAUCCGAGUGCUCACAAGUGAGGGCGUGAGAUGUUCAUCUAGUUCAAUAAACUAAUCUGAUAUUGUCAGAGUAUUCUGUGACAGAACAUGUUUGUGUCUGGCCUGUGACCAUUAACAAGGAGCUGUAGAAUCCUGAACCAGUCUGACAUUGAUCUGGUGGUACUACGAGUUAUUAUCAUUGGGGUUUUUUUUCUGUACAUUUGCAUAAAACCAGACUGUGGGCCACCUGACUUGUUGAUGAUGAGGCACUUUGUUUGUGGAAGAUCCUUUUUGUCUGCCCACAUCUCAUUCAUCACUCAUGCUUGGGCAUGAUCACACGCCGCCCCAACUAAUUUGUACUUACACAGGAUCAAGUAUUGUAAUUCUGCCUCUAUGAUCACAAGAAAAUCCCCACUCAUUAGCGAUCCAUGUGGUUAACAUUUGCAUGCAUGUACUCAACUAAUCACAACGAAUUUGCUAUAUUUUUUGAGUGCGGACCUCAUGUGUUGAUCUAUGGGGACUGUGAUUUUUUUUGUUUCUUUUUUUGGUACCAUCAGCACCACCCUUUUACAGUGUGUAAUAGCUUUUGAGGCCAUUGUUCAAUUGUCCAGAAAUAGGUUUCACAAACUGCCUAUAAUGAAAAUGAAAUACUUUGCUGCCCAAUGUCACAGAUUAUUAGUGCCCAGCUCAAUGUUCGUGAGAUGAUGAACAUGUUUGCCAAUCCCUAACUUCCAACAAAGUCAGUCUGCAACUGCCUCUGACCUUGGCUCUGAUCUAGCGUUCCCAAUCUUUUGAUGUGAAUAAUAUUCCUGGUAAAUUUGAAUUUGAAUCAUCAUAACUGUGGCUUUUCAGUCAAAGGUUUGCUUCCUAAAUGGCUGCCUUUACUUGGAACACACUGGGGAAUAGAGCCACAC